GGUGGGCGGCAGCUGUCGGCUCAACUUUAAAACAGACGCCGCCUUCAAUGGUGAAGCGGAGCCACUGGACUUAUUGCCUUUAAGACCGACCUCCUGCCGGGUUCCCUGGAGUUUCCUCCAGACGGGACUCAGACCGACGGCGUACCGGAGCUUCGCAGCCCGUCAGCUCCGUCCCUUUCACCGGAUCGGUUCCUUUGGAGCGGCCGCGGCUCUGUCGGUUCGAUUAGCUUAGCCUCGUUAGCUCGGCCUCACAGGUUAGCCAACGUUAGCGCAGGUAGCUUUAGCUCGGUAUUUAUACCGGUUUAAUUACACCGACACCGACGUCUGUUACCAGGGUUUUUUUUCGGUGUUUUCUCCGUUUAACGGCGACAGACGGUCUCCGACACCGAGGUGUGUUGUUCAGCCUACCUGGUCGUCCUCCAUCAUGCUGCUUCCAGUCCGUCCUCGCUGACGGUUUGAGGCCGGAUUCAGCAUGCAGCAGCGACCCGGAGCGUCCAGGAGGCGGCGCCGCUGAGAGCCGAUCGGGUCGGUGCUGAGACGAGGCGGCGAUGGACGACUUCACCACCAGGACGUACGGAACCAGCGGCCAGGACAACAGGCCUCUGUUUGGGGAGACGUCGGCCCGGGACCGGAUCAUCAACAUCGCCGUAGGAGGAUUCACAUCAGUGGUUGUUCUAGUGACUGUUAUUGGUUCCUUUGUGUUCCCCUCUUUGCCUCCUCGGCCGCUAAACAUCUUCUUUGCCGUGUGCAUCCUGUUGGCCUGUGGAUCCACCAUAGUGCUGAUAUUCUGGUACCGGCAGGGCGACCUGGAGCCCAAAUUCAGGAACCUGAUCUACUACAUGCUGGCGUCCAUCGUGCUGCUGUGUCUAUGUGCCAACCUCUACUUCCAUGAUGUCAGGUGAAGACGAGAAAGACAAGGAGGAAGAAGGGAAGACAUGGCCUUGACGGACGGAAACACGGGAAGGACUGAGAGUCAGGCGGACCAAUCACGUGACCAAAAUAGAAGAACUGUUUUAUCACACUAACUUGAAGCUGCAGUGGAUUGUGGGACCGAACAAUAAAAAAACCUAUAAAUGGUUCCAGUGCGACGAAAACCUGCUAGACUUUUGUUGGUGCUGAAUUAUGCAAACAUGACGUACUGUACGAGGCUGAGGACGACCUGCUGGAGGACCGACAGGUGUGUUUACAGGCUCAGAACAGAUCGAUCUGCAGUCACAUCCUGAAAACAGCUGCAAGCGACAAUUACACUGUUUACGCUCCAGUAAAGUAAGCCUACAUUUACUCAUUUCAUCAUCUAAAAUGUGAAUAUUUUCUGGUUUCUUUCCCCCUCUGUGACCGUAAACUGAAUAUCUUUGGGGUUGUGGACAGUUUGUCGCCAUUUUCUGACAAAUCAGUUGCAGCCUGAUUUUAAAGCAUUUAUAAGACACUUUGGAUGUGACUGAGAUGAAGUGAUUGAACAUUUAAAGGAAAAAUCAGCCCAAAACUAGGAGUCCAAUCUGUGUGUAAUCUUAUAUACUGAUGAUUUUCUUCUUGAUUUACUAUAUUUAUAUCUUGAAAUGACUGACAGACAAAAGGGAGCAUCCCAGUUCAAGCUCUACCUGCUUUAAAGUUUGUUUUUCAACACUGUGUUUUUGAUUAGCCGUGUUUCCAUUAGACAUUUUUUAAGUAUUGCUUUAGAAAAACUUCACAGAAACAUCAAAAUUUAAAGAAAAUAUCCCCAGUUUUGCAAAAAAAAAUGUAAAUUCUUGCAAGUGAAUGCACUUUAUCAGAGACUGAAACACAUUUUCUGAGCGUUUCCAGGCUUCGAACAUGGGCAACACAAGCUAACAUUUAAGAAUAAUUGAAACUUUAUCGACGGGGGGAAAAAAUCCUGAAGAAUUGUCUCCAUAGAUGGACAAAAUUUAAGUUUCUUGGUGGUUUUUAGCAGCUGCUUUUGUUGUUGUUCUAAUCUGUUUAUUACAGUAACAUAUCCUAUGGCGCCACCUGCUGGGGAAACUAUGCAGCAGAGUUUAUACACACUAAAGCAAUUUUUUCAAAUUUUGUGGGGAGUGAAAUUUCAGAAAUUUGGCUCAAAUUUAAUGACAGUUUCUAUGGAAACACGGCUGGUUUGGUUCAUCCAAUAAAAUGUCUUCCAAAGUCUCAUUCAGACUGAAUUUACAUCAAAGUGGAAAUCAAAUAUCCACAGUGAUUAAAGAAAUUUCAGGUAUUUUCUCAACACAUAUAUAGAUUUAAUCCAUAAUUCUGCCUGUAAAUCUGUGAAAAAGUUCCCUGGGAAUCGUUAUUUUUAGGGUUUCUUUAAUAUCCCAGUAAUCCAGUGGAGAUCCAAUGAGUUUACUGCUAACAGCUAAUUGCUAACUUGGACAGUUUGCAGAAUGUAAACACAUUUAUGCUAAACAAACAGGACUUAAACAGCAGAAUUAAUGGUUGUGUCCCAGUUCAGGCUCAACCAGAUUUAAAGUUUGUUUUCCCAGACCAAGUUUUUGACCCAAUCAGACGCGAACUAAGAACAAAGUCGAAUCUCCACAAAGUAGAGCUGAAGCAGAGGCAAAGAAAUCGAGGAUAAAGUCAGAAAUCAUCCCUCUUUUUAGGGUUGUAUCUGAACACACUCACGUUAAAAAUAUAUAGAUUUUGUCCAUUAAUUUGCUCAAGAAAUAGUUUGCGAGUCGUCUCAUUAUUAAGGUUUUUUCACUAUGAAACUCAUCCAGUGACAGACUGCAAAUAGAAGCUACUAGCAGCUAAUUCGGCUGCUUUUCAUGCAAAACAUAACAAAUUUAGUCUUGAACAAACAGCUGACCUCAUUGUAGGUUAAUUUUUUACUACACUCUAAAGUCCUGCACCUCUAUGGAAAUGGAGCGACCAUGAAGAUAAACUCAGAAAAGCAAUAUAUGCUAAUUAUAAUGCCAUAAAUCUGAUAAAAGAGAAAGUUAAGUUGAAUUUCUGAUUGUUUAGAAAAAUUGAAAAAUCUGUAGUCAAACAUUCUUUCAAGUGUCCACGGGUGUUAACGAUGGCUCUACAUGCUAGAAAUUCUUAAUUAUUUUCAGUUUUUCAUGAGCUUACAUGGUAGUUAACAUUGCCUGCACUUCUGUCACAUAAUUUUUGACUACUUGACUGCAUCGAGGAGCAAAAAUCUUUUUUUUUUAAAAAAAAAAAACUAUAUCUGGUGCAAAUUUGGCCAUUUUUUAAAUGAGACACGUAAAAUAAAGCAAUUUUGAUCAAAUAUUACUAUUUUUAGCCUCGAUUUGGUUCAUUUUCCCAACUGAUGAUUAGUAAAAGGACUCUUGGACAGUUAAAAAUUCGACAAUUCUUUCUGUUUUUAUGGUUUCUGGCUCUGCUAAAUGGUGUCAUUUGUUAUUUUUUUAGGGUUCAGAGGGUUGAAACAGAAAACGUAGCUGACAUGUACUAAAAUAAAAGUCUGAUUUCACACUUAUAUGAUGAGCAACAGGUUGGAAAAAACAGAAAAAACUGAGAUCAGCUGCAAGUUCACAGAAAACAAUUAAAGCUGCAAGCAGCGUGGUCAGGAAUCCAAGCAUGUCCACCAGGUGGCACUGCAAGAGAGUGUAUUUCAGCCUAUGGCCUUGUUGAUGCCGAGCUAUCAAAACUGUCCACCAGGUGGCGCUAUCACUGUGAAUGUAUAUUGGCCUAUGUGUUUUAUCAGGGCAGGACUCUGAUCAUACAUGUAAAGUCUGAGGUACACUGAAGCAUGUAAAGGCCAGUUAGAGAGCACUUCCUGUUUCAUGACAAGAUGUAUAAACUCUAGGGGUCGCCAUUUGCACGCCUUCAAACUUUUGCAGAGCAUUUUGAUAACUUUUGAUCACCCAUGCCUGGUGUUUAGGUCCGAGUUCUGUUGGAGUGAUCUUGUUUGAGUUUAUAUCUUUGGAAAAUGUGCAAAAAUUGGUCCAAAAUGGUCCAAAAUAUGACACAUAAUUCAAAAUGGCCGACUUCCUGUUGCGUUUUAGGCAUGGGUGUCGAUUACAUUAACGUGUCUGAACAAGUUACACAUACCUACCAAAUUCCAUAGCUGUAGGUGACAUUUACAUGCUGCAGUUCCAUUUGAAAUUUUCCAGGUGGCGCUGUGGAGCCAUUUUGGCUCACAUCUAUGAAAUUCCCCUGAAAUACCAAAUUUUGGCCAGUUCUGAUGGGUGUGCAAAGUUUCAUGCCUUAUCCAGUAUUUUUAGGCCUUAAACUGUGAUUCAAAAAAUGGACGAAGAAUGAAAUAUAGUAAACCCAUGAAUUUCAACAGGCUCUUUGCACCAUCGGGCGCUCGGACCCUAAUUAAUUCAUCAAGACCUUCCUGAAACCCAUGGGUUUUUUUAUGAUGGGUUUUGUGUUCUAGAUUGGGUAAAAUAACCCCCACAUUAGAUGUAAAUAAAGUCUGAAUGGGCCCCAACUUCUCCUCCAAUCUGCUGCUUUUCAGGUUAAACUGGGCGGAUUUUUCCUUUAAGCUGAGCUUGUAAACACAUCAGCCUGUAGCUCAAACUAGAUAAAUGUCUGUUUUCUUUCUCUGCUUCUUCACAUUUUAUCUCAUCAUCUCAUUUAAUUCACUCCCACAUCAACGUCUCGCUAAGAGGAUUUUCUUUUUCAAAUCAGAUUUAAGCGCUGAAUCACAGACUGCCAACUCUUGCACUAAGCGAAUUUCACUUUUGUCUGAAGCCACAAACACACAUUUAUACACUCAGGCCAACUGUAGCGCCAAAAAACACAAACUGGUGGCUUUACACAGAAAUCUACAUUUUGCACUAUUAAUCCUGCUAUUUUAUGAUUCCCAGCUGCUCCUGGAGCUUUAAGGUUCAUGGUUUUCACGUUGUUAAUGUACUGUAGCUCUGUUUCCGCUGCAGCAGGAAGGUUUUAUCAGGAUGCUGCAGCUCAGAUAAACAUCUGUGUAGCUGCUUUUUAGCAAAAGAAAAUUAAGGUUUGGUUUGUUUCUCCGUGUUUUGGUCACACAGCAAAUAUCAGCGGCUCUAAAGGUUGUUUUUAUUGAACGUGAAAUUUAAAAAUCCAUGUUUCCGAGCAGAAAUGCUCCAGAAACCCUCUAAAAAUGAAGUUAUUUUCCACCAUAAUGUCACUUUUAUGCCCUUUAAUCAAUAUUUACUGCAUCAGAAACAUGCAGCAGGACUGAAAGCAAGGAAAAUACUAAAUCGCACAGAUGUAAUAAGCAAUAACCGACAAGCCAGCUGCUCUGUGAAGCUGAAUUUGCGUUUUUACAGGUGACUAAUUGGUAAAAACUUGAAGAGAACUACAAACAUGUCUUCCAGUUGCAUUAAAAUAAUCUCCAGUGUACAGCAACAGAACAUUAAAACUACCAGCCUAAUACUGUGAAGGUACAACUCCUGGUUUUAGUUUUGUUCUAAAAUGGAUGUUUUAGUGUCGAAUUGCUGCCCUCUUCAGGAAGGAAACUCUCUGAAAGUCCCAUAUUGUUUCCCUUUUUAGCAAAUUCAUCAAAGUACAUACAUUUUUCAGCUCAGAAUACUACAAAUAUGGUUGAUUUCUCCAUGAUUGUAUGACUCUUGGCUUUAAUCUAAACAAGCUUUAAAUGUAGCUGAGUUGCUGCUGGCUCCGCCCCCUUCAGGAAGGAAACUCUCUCCGAGUUUAUAAUUAACAACACGGAAUCAAAACAGUUGAAACUAGCUUCUAACUUUCUCUCUGAGGAUCAUUUUACACAAAAAUAUCGAACUUCUCAACUCAGUCGUCGUUUUUAACUGCAACUAAUUUGAUAAUAAAUUCAAGUAAUUUCCGUUGGAAAUAAAAAACUAAAUUCUUUAUUUGCUGCUUUAUAAAUGUGAAUUUUAUAGGUUUAUUUCCCUCCUCAAUGAGCGUAAACUGAAUAUAGUACUUUUCACAAUUUUCUGACAUUUUAUAUACCAAAGAACUAACUGAUUAAUGCAAAAAAUAAUCAAAUAAAUCCAAAUUAACAGUGAAAAUAAUUCAUAUUUGCAGCCAUAAAGUAUAAAAUCUGAUUUUUCAAAAUGGUUUUAACCUACAGCCAGUGAAGAAGAACAAAAACAGCAGCAAAUAUUAGAUGUCGGUGUUGUUUUUUGUUGACUCUGGCAGAAAUCCAACUCUGAAGGAGUGGAUUUGUGCUGAAUAAAUAAAUAAAUUUAACAUUUUGACCUGAAGAAUACACGCUGUGUGACCGAAUCACAGAGAAAUAAACAGUUUAAUCAAGAUUCUGUUUUUUCUGUUUGUUUUUUUUUUUUUUUUAACUGUCAACAAAUCUCACGAAAUGCAACAACAUGUUUCAAAAAGGUUGUAGUUUUUAACAGUUAAACAGUGAAAGGUAAAUUUCUAGGGGACUAUUUUUAUUGGCGGAUUCGUCCAGUGAGUUUUUUUCCACGAAGGAACGAGAAAAUAAAUUUUACAAGCUCAUAAAGCAUGUUUAAGAGGACAGAAUGGUUGUUUUUGUGUGAUUUGUUGACAGCAGUCCGGUGAGCUGCAGCUUUAAUCUGCCGUAGUUUUGUUUACAGACACUUUCAGCUUCGACGUCAAACCAAUCUAACGAAUAACUGACGGACACAAAGAGCUGACCUCGCCACGACUUCAGGAUUGUCAAAGCCAUGUGUUUCUUUUUUUUGUAUUUAAUAUUUUAUGGAAUAAAUAAUUGUGUAUCCUGAUGGA
Molecule: messenger RNA, 6612 nt
Organism: Acanthochromis polyacanthus (spiny chromis)
Lineage: Eukaryota; Metazoa; Chordata; Actinopteri; Pomacentridae
Gene: tmem243b
Product: transmembrane protein 243, mitochondrial b
Exons: 5
Coding region: 549-902 (117 amino acids)
Source: RefSeq, a predicted model, not a curated record